Messenger RNA from Venturia canescens, 1840 nucleotides. It is a transcript of the gene sowah, whose product is annotated as sosondowah. Gene Ontology annotation, molecular function: protein binding. The record is from RefSeq and is a predicted model, not a curated record. The transcript has 15 exons. The coding region runs from base 33 to 1754 and encodes 573 amino acids. Lineage: Eukaryota; Metazoa; Arthropoda; Insecta; Hymenoptera; Ichneumonidae.
ACUGUCGCGGCGGUCGUAUCAGUUGUAGCAACAUGGCGACGCCCAGUGAGUUGUCUCUCCAGGAGAUACGCCAGUAUUUAUUAGAUAACGGAGGGACAGUGCGAAAUCGUGACCUCGUGAAACACUUCAAGAGAUUCCUGACGGACCCCGAGACCCGAGUCGAGGCUCGUAAUAAUUUCAAAGAGUACGUCAAUAUUCUGGCAUCGAUUAAGAACGAAGCGGGCGAAAAGUAUUUGGUUUUGAAGAAAAAAUAUCGCGAGGGUUACGACGAUGUACCGUCUCCCGUAUUUGGCCAGCUGGGUCAAGGAUCGCCACUGGGAACCCCGGACGUUUCGUGCCCGACAUCGCCGCUCCGAGAUCCUCCUCCUUACAGGCCACCGCCGCCUGCGCCGCUCAGUCCGUCGUGCGAUAACGCCGCGUUACCGAUUUCACCCCUAACGAGAGUUGAGCGGAGCGAUCGUUUCGGCGAGUCGACGAACACGAGCUGGUCGAACGUCCAGGAGCCGAUGUGCGAAUCGGGUGAUGGAUAUUCGCGGGAACCGAUGGAGCCUGUGGAAGCUGCGGCGGCUGCACUUGCGUCGCCGCCGGUGCCACCGCGACGGAAGAGCCAAGACAAGUUCAAAUUCGACAACAAGGAAAACGCGACGGUCGAUCGGAACAGGAAUGGUCACGAGGCCGUCAUCAAGGAAGACGAAUCGUCGGGAACGACGACGCUCCCGGCGACCACCGGAUCAGCGGAGUUGUUGAGCGUGCGCGAGCGGAUGCAACGCUUCAAUCGAAUGGCCAGUGAAACGGACCUUCCCGGUAAAGCGAACGGAGUAACGACGACGCCGACGAAAAAACGUUCUGAUAAGGGAACGGACGAGGACGACAGAGCUUCCGUGGCUUCGCAAUUGGACGGGAAGUCGCGAGAAUGGCUGGUCCGGGCGGCCCAGGGGGAUUACCAGGCUCUGGCGAAGCUGGCAGCUGAAGAGCCACGGCUGACUCGACUGAAGGAUCCGUCUUCCGGCACAGCUUUGCACUGGGGAGCGAAGCACGGAGACGAGAAUAUCGUAAAGCUCAUCGCCGGGACUUACAAGGAUUACAUCAAGGGGGUCAACGAAAUGACGAACGGGGGUUACACUCCGCUCCACAUCGCGAUGCAAUUCGAUCACGAGAACAUAUUCAACCUCCUCGUUCAAGUUUACGGAGCGAAUCAGGAAGUUCGAGAUCACAGUGGAAAAAAGGCUCGACAAUAUUUGGUAUCGCAGGAAGCUGCGGUCAGCCAGGACACGUUCAGAAAAAUAAAAGCAAGGAAAAAGCACACAGAGAGAGAUCUUGGUUUCCUACGAAUUGGCUCGUUGAACGUUCGCGUGAAACGUACGACGGAGGCGUUCAGCCAAUUUUUGGGAGUAGCUACGAGCGCGUCCAGCAAUGAAAAAAUUCACAAGACUUGGGGAUCAGCGGACAAUGUCCAGGAUGGUAAAAAUAUGCCGCCGCCGAAGUACGCACCGAUCAAGAAGCGAAGGAGUCGAAGAGCUCAGGAUUUCGGCGGGAGCGGAGGUGGCCGGGGUCUGCAAACGCACGCGACGAGUCAACCGAGUACGCCGCUGCCGCAAGCGCGUGAAAAUCUUGGGGCGAGAAGACCGUCAUCGACGAGUUCGGUAGCGCCGGCGAUGGGACUCGGGCCUUCGACGAUUGUACGUCAAAACGAUUCCGACUCGGACGGAGCUUGUGGUUUCGACUCGGCCUGGCGCGGAUCCGCCCAAAUAUGAAUCGUCAUAUUCCUUAAAAUUUAAGAAAUCCAUUAUUUUUCGUCCUCUUUCCAUAGCUUUCCAAUAAAUAUAUUUAUUUAGAUUAA